AUGACACCAGAGAGCCUUGUGAAGAUGCAGGCUGUGUCUGUUGGACUGCUCCUCUUCAGUAAGACCUGGGCGGCACUAAUGCUGAACGCAGACGGCAGCAGCAGCAACCAAGGGAACUUCCACAAGGACUUAACAGCAUCUGUGUAUCCUGAGCCCAUGGUGGGUAAAGGAGCAGAGGAUGGGCAAGGUGUUCCCCUUCACGUGGUAAAGAGUCUGGUGACUGGAACCGAACUAUGGAGGGACAGAAACCAAGAGAAAAAAACUCAGAGUGUUCUAAGCAUAACUCCAGCAGAUGUCAAUGAUGUUAAAGACGCCUUAAAAGAUAUAAAGAAUCAGCAGAGCUAUCUUCUAUCCCAGGACAACCCAGUAAAAAGCAAACGUACCCGUCAGACCCGUCGAAGCACUCACUACCUAACACAUUUCCCCCAAGUGAGAAAGAUUCCCAGUGACUUUGAAGGCAGUGGUUCCCCAGAUCUUCUAGUCAGGGGAGAUAAUGAUGUCCCUCCUUUCAGUGGAGAUGGGCAACAUUUUAUGCACAUUCCUGGCAAAGGAGGUGCUAUUGGGCCUGGUCCUGAAAGCUCAGCUAGUCACCCUGUCUCAGGCUCCAGCAAAGCUGAGGUUGUUGACCCACACACAAAUGGACUGGGUUCUAAUGAGAUCGCAGGGAGAGAAGGGCACGGUGGCAGUGCCUACGCAACCAGAGACAAAACUGCACAGGGGGCAGGUUCUGCGGGUGUGAGCCUUGUGGAGGGCAGCAAUGAAAUCACAGGCAGUACCAAUUUCAGGCAACUCCCUGGAAAAGAAGGAAACAGAGUUGGUGCUGGCAGCCAAAAUGCUCAUCAAGGGAAAGUAGAAUUUCACUAUCCACAAGUGCCCUCAAAAGAGAAGGGAAAAGGGGGUGGCAGGGAGCACACAGGGAGAGCCGGUUACAACGAAGUGCCCGAGAGCAGCAAAGGCAGCUCUAGCAAAGAUGCAGAAGAAUCAAAAGGGAACCAGGUAACCUUGACUGAAAGCCAAAGAUUUCCAAGUAAAGGCAAAAGCCAGUCUUCUCACAGUCUUGGUAACGAGGUUAAAAGUGAAGAAGACUCCUCUAAUGUUCCUGGUAGAGAAGGAAGUGUAAUAUCACACCGCAGAACAAACCAUUAUGUAUACCAUGGACAAAAUAAUCCUACACAGAAUAAAGGGACGUCUCAGCAGAGAGGAUCCCGGCCUUCAAGAAGGCCCUAUUCUCACAGGCAUGUCAGCACCCGCCAAAGAGACAGCAGCAGCGAGUCAUCGUACAGUGGAAGUUCUAGCGAGAGUGACGGUGACUAG
Arvicanthis niloticus (Nile rat) is the source of this 1314-nucleotide messenger RNA. NCBI's taxonomy places the organism in Eukaryota, Metazoa, Chordata, Mammalia, Rodentia, Muridae. The record is from RefSeq and is a predicted model, not a curated record.